Molecule: messenger RNA, 1254 nt
Organism: Penicillium maclennaniae
Lineage: Eukaryota; Fungi; Ascomycota; Eurotiomycetes; Eurotiales; Aspergillaceae
Exons: 3
Coding region: 1-1254 (417 amino acids)
Biological process (GO): positive regulation of transcription by RNA polymerase II
Cellular component (GO): nucleus
Molecular function (GO): DNA-binding transcription factor activity; transcription cis-regulatory region binding
Source: RefSeq, a predicted model, not a curated record
AUGAUCGAAGAACCACCGUUGUUUCCUUCCCUGGAGAACGAGACUACGACAUUGGUUCAAUAUUACUUCCGUGAUACAUGUGCAACGUGGUCAUCUUUUGACUCGGAGAAGAACCCGUUCAGAACUUCCAUCGAGGGCAUAUGGCAAAAGUCCCCUCUCAUUUACUACGCCAUUCAGAGAAUGCAGCUCAUGCAAGCUACGGCAUUUAGCAUGCGAGAGAAAGCGCACGUUGCCGUACUUCAGCAGCUGCAAAAUGCCUCAGACACGCACUCGACCAGCGACGACCAACUCCUUCUCGCGACGUUACUUCUAGGCGUGUCUGCCUGUUGGCAUGACAGUAGUGACCUAGGUUUACCUUACCUGCGAAUUGCCAGAUCACUUGUUCGUGCAAGAGUGAUGCGUCAAAGCUCAAGUCACUACCGUCCACUGAAUCGCAAUUUCAGGUUCUUUUUUGAGGCCUUAGUGUACUGGGAGAUGGUCGUGGCGUUUGUUUCUUGUGAAAGCUUCAGACAUAUUCUGGCUUGGACGUCGGACUUCUUUCCUUGGACUGGGCCCGUAACUGCCACCGUGAUCCCACAUCCGUGGACGGGAAUUGCCCCUCGAGUUAUGUUACUAUUCGCUGAGGUCGGCCAUCUAGUGCAGAACUACGCGACGACGGAUAGACGGGCGAGAGAGGAUCUGAACCUGGAAGACCUUUUGUGGGCUUCUAUCCCCACUGAGGAUCAAAUUGCAGAGGUAUAUGAUAAUUUAACCAGCAAAAGUGACUUCGUGGUUUUUGCCGAGGCCACUCGAUGCGCAGCACUACUGCAGGUGUAUCGGUGUUUCCCGGACGUUCUUCGACGGAGACUGGGUGCAGGCACCCUCAACCUUGAAUCUUAUCUCGGCAUUAUCGAACUCAACGUCGGCAGCAACAUGAUCGAUUCAUGGCUCGUUGGUCUGGCGAUGCAUGUCUUGAAUCUUCUUGCCUCCAUUCCCGCUUACUCUGGCGUUCGUUGUGUCCAGCUACUUCCGCUUGCUACGGCGGCUUUUGAAUUGCGCAUUGAUCCCGGGGCUUCCUAUAGCGAUGUGGAAAUAGCCAGGUUUCGUGACUUUGUGAUUGGGAGGUUACACCUGCUGGGCGCUAGAUUGCCGUUGAAGCCUAUUUCACACACUAUGCAAGUUCUACAAGAGGUAUGGCGAAGGAAUGAUCGAGGCGACGACGUUUUUUGGCUCAAUGUCAUGAUGGAAAAGAACUGGAAGACCUUUGUGGGUUGA